UCCUCUUUGAUACAGUCUACAUUAUAAUUCGCACAUCAGAAAUUCCUACGCAAAAUGAGCACUCCCAUGGAAAUCACCGCUCAAAACUCCUCAGACGCCAAGAUCUCGGAACUAAACGCCGUCGCUGACCCAUCUUCUUCCCCCCUUCUCAACCAAGACAAAUUUCUCGUCUCUGUCGAAGUUUGUUUGAAGCCCUCAAGCACUGCUCGCAUAGAUGAUGUCAGGUUAGCUGUUGAAAGAAUGCUUGAAAAGAGGAGUUUAAGCUAUAUAGAUGGACCGAUCCCUGUACCAGUUGAUGAUCCCUUUCUGAUGGAAAAUGUACAAAGAAUCUGUGUUUGUGACACUGAUGAAUGGGUGAAGAACCAUGAUAUUCUUCUAUUCUGGCAAGUCAAACCCAUUGUUCAUGUCUUUCAGCUUAGUGAGGAAGGACCAUGCGAGGAACUUAGUGGGGAUGGUCAACCUUCUAGCUUCAAUGAAUGGAUUCUUCCUGCCAAGGAAUUUGAUGGGAUGUGGGAAAGCUUGAUAUAUGAAUCUGGUCUCAAGCAAAGGUUAUUGCGCUAUGCAGCAACUGCAUUGCUAUUUACUGAGAAGGGUGUUGAUCCUUUUCUUGUCACAUGGAAUCGAAUUGUCCUUUUACAUGGACCUCCUGGUACUGGGAAAACAUCCUUAUGUAAAGCAUUGGCUCAAAAGCUCUCCAUUAGAUUUAGCUCCAGAUAUCCACAGUCCCAGUUGGUUGAAGUUAAUGCACAUUCUUUGUUCAGCAAAUGGUUUUCUGAAAGUGGGAAGUUGGUUGCAAAGCUUUUCCAAAAAAUUCAAGAAAUGGUGGAGGAAGAAAACAAUCUAGUAUUUGUUUUGAUUGAUGAAGUUGAAAGCCUUGCUGCUGCUAGAAAGGCUGCUUUGUCUGGUUCUGAACCUUCAGAUUCUAUUCGGGUUGUAAAUGCACUACUAACUCAGAUGGACAAACUGAAAUCAUCAUCAAAUGUGAUAAUUCUGACUACAUCAAACAUAACCGCUGCCAUUGAUAUCGCAUUUGUUGAUCGGGCUGAUAUCAAAGCAUAUGUCGGUCCUCCAACUCUUCAAGCUCGAUAUGAAAUUUUAAGGUCCUCCUUGCAGGAACUUAUACGAACAGGAAUUGUAUCAAAAUUUCAGGAUUCUGCGCACUUCAUGCUUCCAAAUUUUGCCGCUACAAGAGAGAAAUUGAACAAGCCUGAGAUGCAAGAGGAUCAAACACUAUUGCACCAGUGUAAGCAAUUGCUUGAAGCUGCAGAAGCAUGUGAAGGGUUGAGUGGAAGAUCAUUAAGGAAACUUCCAUUUUUGGCACAUGCGGCUCUUGCUGACCCUUACGGUUGUGACCCUAGCAAGUUCUUGCUUACAAUGAUUGAUACAGCAAGAAGGGAGUGUUCUGAGCUACCUGACUGAACUUAUUUUAACUCCAUGUAAAAGAUGUGUUUGCCGCUUUAAUGUAAAAUAAUAUAAAAAAAUAAAAUAAAAUUCCGUCCUUUGCAGUUGUCACAUAUCAAUAUUUUCUGAAUGAGGCAUCCUGUUUGUUGGCAGAGCCGGUUAUGGUGAUCAUAACUCAAAAUGAGAUAACAGGGCCAGAAGCU
Molecule: messenger RNA, 1604 nt
Organism: Pistacia vera
Lineage: Eukaryota; Viridiplantae; Streptophyta; Magnoliopsida; Sapindales; Anacardiaceae
Product: pachytene checkpoint protein 2 homolog
Exons: 14
Coding region: 55-1419 (454 amino acids)
Biological process (GO): meiotic recombination checkpoint signaling; reciprocal meiotic recombination
Cellular component (GO): nucleus; chromosome
Molecular function (GO): ATP binding; ATP hydrolysis activity
Source: RefSeq, a predicted model, not a curated record